AUGGCUGCAAGUGCGAAGACCAAGCCAGUGCGCUCUGGGGUUUGCAACGUGCCUCUCAGUCCCACGACUCCAAUACGAAGCCAGGAGUCGAGAUACUCGAACGCCUCGUCCACCUUUAUCCCUGCCGCUGAUGCUCAGUUCGGCUUUGAAGCGUACUACGGUUCGCCUAUGCCUACACCUCAACGCACCGAGACCGUCGAGCCACAAGAGCAACGCCAUGUCCACAUAAAUGACCUCGACAGGGCUUUGAUACAGUUGUUCAAUCCAUCUGAUCUACCUACCGUCGCGUGGCAAUCGUCGCUGCUGGAUAACUUUCUGACAUAUGCUCUGCCUCUGAUGCCUAUCAUUGAGCUUCGAUGGUUAAAGCCAACAACUGUGUAUACGCCUCCUACAAUCCUUACCAAGGCGGUGGUACUAGCCGGAGCUCGAGUCACUAAUGCACGGCCUCCGUUCUCCUGUGAAGAGUAUUACUCCGCUGUGAAAGCAAUGAUACUUUUUGGCAAAGAACAAAACCCCAUCAUCAGCAUUGUUGUUGCCUGCAUUCUGGGGUGGUAUAACCAAGCAAGUGUUUAUGAUGUGACAGUCGAUUCGAGCAGUGCAUGGCUUCGCUUCGCUUCAGGCAUUGCCUAUCAGAUUGGGCUGCACAAAGAGUCGGGCAGUCAUAUUAAUGCCGCUUACCGACGCAAAUUGUGGUGGACUUUGGUUCCAAUUUCUGUCCAAGACUUCGCAGCUGGCGAUGCUAACGCGGAGUUUUUCACAGUCCAUGUAAGACUUUGCCUCAUCCUAGCCGACCUGUGCGAGUUGUAUCGACGACAAGAGAUGACUACUGAGAGGAACGAUGCAAUUAGAGAUCGCUUGCUCUGGUGGCUGAGAUCUCUUCCCCGUGGAAAGCAAACAUGUAACCUGACAACGGCGGCGACACCUUCGGACAAUUUCAUGUGGAGGCAAUUGCUCGUCAUCUACUUUGCGGUAGUGACUAUCCUUUACAGAGCCGACUGGCCGGGCCAAAGGAUACGUUCUCAGUCGGUCAUUGCGUCGUCGUUCCUGGCAAAUCUUCUGGAAUGUUUCCUGGCUCGCGACGAGGUACAGCGAUUACCCACCAUGUUUUGCUUCUACGCUAUGUGUGCUGCCAUUCCCCUGAUUGUUGCUACUAAAAUCCGCAAGCUGAAGACUGGGGCGGAAAGAGACCUUGCGAUCAUUCAACAAGCCUUGGAAGAACUAGCUGCAAGGUGGCCGUCUUCAAGCGGUGCACUCAAGCAUUUCCAAGUACUCAGACACUCCAAAAUUGAUACUACCGGGUCUCCAAACUCGCUCAUGAUUGUCAGGCCCGAAGAUCUUCUACUUUUCGAGCCAUUCGAUUCAUCAGCCUGCAGGAGCUGGUCAUUAGUGACAAAUAAUGUCGGGGAAGAAGAAAUUGUCCACGGCGUUGAACUAGAGAAGGAAAGCCAAGAGACUUCAAGCCAAAACAUGUCUCGCUCAGCUGGUAUGCAAUAUGGACUUGAUGAGACAGUAGCCCUCCACUUUCCAGGUUCACCUUCAGGGCCGCAACAACUGACUCCGGAUAGCCCCUCGGAUCCCCUCUCUCUGGGUGCUUGCCCCAAUUAUGCUGACCCUGUGGGAGAGUGGUUGCUCUUUGAUGAUCUCAGUUGGGCUAGUUAG
Exophiala spinifera is the source of this 1659-nucleotide messenger RNA. RefSeq lists its product as uncharacterized. The record is from RefSeq and is a predicted model, not a curated record. Bases 1 to 1659 code for a protein of 552 amino acids. The transcript has 2 exons. NCBI's taxonomy places the organism in Eukaryota, Fungi, Ascomycota, Eurotiomycetes, Chaetothyriales, Herpotrichiellaceae.